Messenger RNA from Lachancea dasiensis, 1605 nucleotides. Lineage: Eukaryota; Fungi; Ascomycota; Saccharomycetes; Saccharomycetales; Saccharomycetaceae. The record is from the annotation of a GenBank genome assembly.
AUGGUCUAUAGUGCCAAGAUGUUAAAUGACCUAAGUGGCGACGAAGACUCUGUCGAGUUGGAAUUUGAAAGUGAUUCCGAAUUUAAUGAUGAUGAGUACGGUGAGGGCAGCGACACUAGCGAUGAGUUGCUGUACAAGAACGACAAGAAGAAAACUGAUUAUUUAGACUCAAUCAACCAAAAAGAGUCGCUCGAUAGAAAACCUCUUGAAAAUGGGUAUGAGAAUGACGGUGUACCGAGACUCACUUACAACUGUUUAACAACUGAUCAGAUAUAUGACCUGGUGCUUUUAAGAUUGGAUCGAAUACAGCCUAUAUUUGACUGUCCGUAUGGCGACAUUAUUGUGAUGCUACAAAAGUAUGGAUGGAGCGAAGAGCGACUUUUGGAAGACUGGACAGAAUUUGAGGACAAGGUUCUUAUUUCUUGCGGGCUUAAAGUUGCCAAGCAAAUAGGUUGCUCGCGGGGAUUACAGAAUCACCCUGACUUUCUUUGUCACAUCUGUUGUGAAUCUAACAAACGAAAAUCGUUUCGGCUAGAGUGCGGGCAUGAAUAUUGUCUGGAGUGCUACCAGCACUACAUCAAGGACAAGCUGCUGGAGGGUAAAGUAAUCACUUGCAUGGGAUGUUCGUUGGCCCUGAAAAACUGCGACAUAGACGCUAUCGCUGGCGAAAAUUCCAGUCAAGUUUUAAUGAGGUCCUCGAUUAAGGGCUUCAUACAAAAACAUAGUAAUCACUACAAGUGGUGCCCAUUUGUGGACUGUAACUGUGUGAUACAAGUCAAUAACAUUUCGACACUGUCAGAAUUCCCUCGCUUUCAUCUUUCACCUUACGUCGUUUGUAAGAAUCACCAUAGAUUCUGCUUCAAAUGUGGGCUGGAGUCGCACGCCCCUGGCGAUUGUCAGGUCGCAGAAGUUUGGGUUAAAAUGGCGCAGAUGGAAUCUGCUAAUUUGAAUUGGGUUUUGAAGAAUACUAAGGAAUGCCCGAAGUGUGGCGUUAAUAUCGAGAAGAAUGGCGGUUGCAACCAUAUGACAUGUCAAAGUUGUGAUUAUGAGUUUUGCUGGAUCUGUGAACUAUGUUGGAAAGGACACGGGGGUGGUUACUACGAGUGUACUCGAUUCAAAAAGGAUGAAAAUAAUGGCGCGCCGGAAACUAAAAACUCUCUUAGAAAGUAUACGUUUUACUAUAAGCUCUUUAGCGAGCAUGAAAAUUCUGCCAAGUUGGACUGGGCCCUAGGACUGGCCGUGGAGCAGAAAGUGAAAGCGUUACAGGAAAACAUUGGUCUGUCUUGGAUCGAAACACAAUUUUUACCGGAGAGCAUUCGCGCUCUUAUAGAAGGAAGGACGACCCUCAAAUGGUCUUUCCCUGUGGCGUUCUAUUCAGAUCCAUCACAUAAUCUCACAAAGAUAUUUGUCGAUAAUCAAGCUCUACUGGUGGGAGCGGUGGAAAGCCUAUCACAGCUUUUACAAGUGAAAGAACCACAGGACAUCAUCAACAGGAAACUUGAGUUUUUUAAUAAAGCGAAGUUUGUGGAGAGUAGAAAUAAAGCACUCUCCGAGUGUGGACGGGAUUUACUAUGUAAGGGCAUAUGCAUCGCGCGCACUACUUAG